AUGAAUCAAACUCCUCCGCCGAACGUCGUGGUGGCCCAGCCAGCGGCCACUUCGGAUAGUAGUUCGCCUUCUGUGGCGGCUACGGUGGGAUGUGCGGUGUUGGGAUUGAUGGUCCUGGGCCCGGUCGGUGCUGUCAUCGGUGGCACUCUCGGGGCGGCGGCGACGAUGGGUUCUAGCCAGAGGCAGCCGUCGCUGGGAGUCUCCCGCAUCAGUCUUCCUCGGGAGGCUAUAUGCGAGCAGAAUGGCGUUACCUACUUCGCGGUGGAUGUCACGCACAUGACGAAGGGGACUUGGCGUGUCUUGCGCCGAUACCGAGAUUUCGACCAGCUCAGAUACGAAGUUAACGUCCGCUACCCCUUCCCCGGAAAGCAUUGGUUCGGCUGCACCGGCGCGAGCUUGGAGGCGCGACGAAGGGGCUUGGAGGCCUUCACCAACUACGUAGCAUUGAGGUUUACCCACCAUGGAGUGCCAGCGCAUUUGACCAACGUCAUGCAUGCCUUCUUGGAGAAGGGUGCCGUUCAGCUUGCCGCGCCUCCCGCUGCACAGGGGGCCUACCCUGCCGUUGCCGCCGCUCCCGGCGCUCCCGGCGCUUCGGCGCCCAUAGCUCCCACCAUGGGUCAGGUCCUCGAGGUUCUGCCCCAAAGCCCGUCGGCGCCGGCAGCGCCGACAGCGCCGGCGGCCCCCACGGCCCCAGUGGCUCCCCCCGUAGCUCCUGCAGCUCCGGACUUUCUGGGUAAGCUGCUCCUGAGCAUCCCCGUGCCCGAUGGAGUGAAGCCGGGUCAGCUGUUGGGAGUUCGGGUGCCAGAUGGUCGAGAGUUGACGGUGACCGUGCCUCCGAACUGCGGCCAACAGCUCCAGGUGGCUUAUGACCCCUCGGCUGGCAGCCUGGCCGUGGUCGACGGGGCUGGGCCUCCGGCCAGCGAGGGGCAAGGGCCAUCGGAAGACGUUUUCAGCAUCGCCGUCCCGAUGGGAGUUCAACCGGGUGCAUACGGCUGUGUAAGCUCGGCUCGCGAUGAGAUCACGGGUGACACGGUUGCCAUCAAGAAGAUGCGAGCAUUUCAGUCGAAGCUGCGAACGUUUGAGUCUAUCCACCACACACGGCAGGAAUUGAAGGAGCUGAGGCUCUUGCGGCACUUCCAACACGAGAACAUCAUUGAUGUGAGAUACAUCUACUUUCCAGGUUCCAAGACGACUUUUCAAGACCUUUACUCCGUCUCUGUGCUCAUGGAGACGGACCUGCACGCAAUCCUAAAGAGCAAGCAAUCUCUUCUUCACCAGCAUUGCCAGUAUUUUUCCUACCAAAUUCUUCGGGGGCUGAAGUUUAUGCACUCUGCUGGUGUGCUUCAUCAAGACUUGAGACCGCGAAUACUGAUGGUGAACAGCAACUGCGACUUGAAAAUCUCAGGCCUUUCGCUGGCCGCACUGGAUAUUGGGGAGAUAGGCGAAGGCUUCCCGCCCCGCCUCACAUAUCCUUAUGUUGGCAACGAGUGGUAUCGAGCACCAGAGGCGCUUUGUCAUUGUACCGGAAAUGUAUACGGGCCUGCCAUCGAUAUAUGGAGCGUGGGAGCAAUUCUCGGCGAGAUGUUCGCACGUCGGCCCGUCUUUCCAGGAAAGAACGCGCAGCACUCACUGAAGCUAAUUGUGCAGGGCCUGGGCCCCUGGAAGGAGGAGUCAUCUCUGAGUUGGAUCAAGCAACCAGAAGUUCGGGAGUUUGUGGAGUCACUAACCCCAGCGGUGGACCGAAAGUCUUUCUGUGAAUCCCUGGGUUCUGUCUCGCCUUCGGCGAUGGAACUGUUGGAUGCUCUGCUGCAGUUCGAUCCCGAGCAUCGGGUCUCUGCCGAGCAAGCGUUGAGCUGGAGCUUCUUCGGGGAAGAUACGGACACGGAUCUGCGCUGUCCGGAGGAUGAGCCUGUUUGCACACCCCUGAAGUUGAGUGACUUUGAGUUUCUGAGACGAAAGAUCGACUUACCGGCACUGCGGGAGGAGAUUUUCUUGGAAGCUCUUCACUACCACCCCGAGCUGGAGCAACGGUACCUGCGGGAGCAGUCGCGGAUGGGCACCAUGUACGAAAUCGGCAAGUACGAGCUGCUCGCUCCUGGUGAAAUUUGGCACUGUCCGGAUGCCGCGGUUGAUGCUGUGGAAUGA
This is a messenger RNA of Symbiodinium sp. CCMP2592, 2145 nucleotides long. Lineage: Eukaryota; Dinophyceae; Suessiales; Symbiodiniaceae. The record is from the annotation of a GenBank genome assembly.